Panicum virgatum (switchgrass) is the source of this 1225-nucleotide messenger RNA. RefSeq lists its product as uncharacterized. The record is from RefSeq and is a predicted model, not a curated record. The coding region runs from base 230 to 883 and encodes 217 amino acids. The transcript is spliced from 2 exons. NCBI's taxonomy places the organism in Eukaryota, Viridiplantae, Streptophyta, Magnoliopsida, Poales, Poaceae.
AGCCAUCAUCGGGCGAGGCAAGGCAAUCACCAAGCACGCAACGCAAGCAACCCACACAAAAGACCUUGUCCGUGGCGCCCACGGUUUCAGACUCUCGGUUCCUUCCUCGCGGAAGGCUCCGUUCCGUGCGCCACGCCCGAAGCAACCUCUCCCUCCGGCCUCACCAAACCGCCCGCGCCCCGACCAAAGCCAGAGACCGACCCCCCACCCCUCAAACCGCUCCGAGACGAUGGAGGUGGAGGCGGCGGCGAACGAGAGGGGGAAGAAGGGCGCGCCCGGCGGCGGCGGCGUCGGGCUGGAGUGGGAGCUGGAGCGCCAGUACGACUUCGAGCGGGAGAUGAUGCUGAUGGCCGCCGCGGCGCCGGGCGCCGGGCCGCCGCCGCAGCGGCGGCGGCCUUUCACCGCCGAUCUGCUCCAGAACUGCGACCUCCCUCCUCCCGCCAAGCUCUUCGGCCCCGUCCCGACCCUGCAGAGGUUGGAGAGCGCGGCGGGAGCGGACCAGCAGAAGGGCGACGCCGUCGUGGGCGACGGCGGCGGCGGGGGGAACAACGACAGCCUGCUGAGCGCGCUGCGCCUGUCGCAGUCGCGCGCGCGGGAGGCGGAGGAGAAGCUGGCGGCCGCGGGGGCCAGCAACGGGGAGCUCGCGGCGCUGCUGGUGCGGGACUCGGUGGCGCUCUCCGCGCACCGCCGCUGGGUCAUGAUGCUGGAGGCCGAGAACUCCCUGCUCAAAGGCGGCGGCGCGCGCCCCCGCGGCGCGGACCCGGGCCCGGACGGCGACGCGCCGCGCGGCGGCGGCGGCGGGGUGGCCGCGUGGUGGGUCGCGCUCGCGGUCUGCGUCGGCAUCGCCGGCGUCGGGCUCGCGCUCGGCAGGCUCCUCUGCUGAAGCCGUGAACACUGUCAUUCCCCCCGGAUUUUGUAAGCGGAAACUGCGGAUCGGAAGAUCAAAUCCACCACCCCAUCCCAGGUUAGAACAGUUCAUUGGCAAUGAUAAGGUCACGUAAGUUCUUCGGAAAACGGAAAAUUAUUACAGCUCGGUAAGAAAUUUGUGAUCGAUGAUUAAGCAUUCCCUUCUGCUGCUGUAAAUCGGGGAGGAAAGUAUGAAGCGCGCCUAGUGUAAAUACUCUUGGUCAUUGGACUAGAAGCUGCCGUGUGCAUCACUGCACGCUUUCGUGAAAAGGGGACAAAGAGAAAAAUCUCAUGGUCGGAAUGGGCCUUUCAGGUUGUC